Molecule: messenger RNA, 1967 nt
Organism: Calidris pugnax (ruff)
Lineage: Eukaryota; Metazoa; Chordata; Aves; Charadriiformes; Scolopacidae
Gene: ACOT7
Product: acyl-CoA thioesterase 7
Exons: 10
Coding region: 129-1430 (433 amino acids)
Biological process (GO): palmitic acid biosynthetic process; acyl-CoA metabolic process
Cellular component (GO): nucleoplasm; extracellular exosome; cytosol
Molecular function (GO): long-chain fatty acyl-CoA binding
Source: RefSeq, a predicted model, not a curated record
GCACCGGUAACGCUGCCAAAUCUGGGCACGGCAAAGCGGCGCCGCGCCCUUCCGGUGGUGCGUGUGCGGGCAGGACGGGGAAGGGCACACCCCGGUUUCUCUGCCUUCUCCCUAUACGGCUUCCCGGUAUGGCCGCCGUGCUGAAGCGAGCCCUUGUGUGGGCCGGUGCCCGGGAGUUGCCCCGUUGCCACGGCGCCUCGCCCUCCCGCCUCCGCUCCGGUCUUUGCCGUCCGGGAAGCUGGGUUGAGUGUUGGCAUGUGGCCGGUUCGGUCUCCUCCCGCCGCGGCGGGGUGCCGGCGAGGUGCCGUACCGGCCGUCCCGGCGGAGGAGCGACGCCGCCGCCGCCUUCCGCUGCCGGUGGAAGCUCGGGGCGGUUUCCCCCGGCGCUCGCAGGAAGCGGCGUGCAGGCAGUGCCGGUGACGUUGGUGGCAUCAGCGUGGAUCAUGCGCCCGGAUGACGCCAACAUCGCCGGGAACGUCCACGGGGGAACCAUCCUGAAGAUGAUCGAGGAGGCGGGAGCCAUCAUCAGCACCCGCCACUGCAACUCCCAGGCUGGGGAGCCCUGCGUGGCCGCGCUGGCGCGGGUGGAACGGACGGACUUCCUCUCCCCGAUGUGCAUCGGCGAGGUGGCCAACGUCAGCGCCGAGAUCACCUACACCUCCCGGCACUCCGUGGAGGUCCAGGUCAACGUCAUGUCCGAAAACAUCUUAACAGGGGCGAAGAAGGUGACGAACAAGGCGACGCUGUGGUACGUGCCCUUGUCCCUGAAGAACGUCAACAAGGUCGUCGAGGUUCCCCCCAUCCAGUAUGCGAGAAAGGAGCAGGAGGAUGAGGGGAAGAAGCGUUAUGAGGAGCAAAAGCUGGAUCGGCUGGAAACUAAGCAGAGAAACGGCGACGUGAUCUUCCCCGUCAUCAACCCAGAUAGGCAGACAAAAGAGCCACACACCGUUGGCUACAGCCAGUCCAGCCUGAUCCACCUGGUGGGACCGUCGGACUGCACGCUGCUGGGCUUCGUGCACGGAGGUGUCACCAUGAAGCUGAUGGAUGAGGUUGCUGGGAUUGUGGCCGCCCGCCACUGCAAGACCAACAUCGUCACCGCCUCAGUGGAUGCCAUCAACUUCCACGAGAAGAUCAAAAAAGGCAGCGUCAUCACCAUCUCGGGGCGCAUGACCUUCACAAGCAAUAAAUCCAUGGAAAUCGAAGUCUUUGUGGAUGCCGACCCGUUCGUGGACGAGUCUCGGGGUCGGUACCGUGCUGUCAGCGCCUUCUUCACCUACGUCUCCCUCAGCAAGGAGGGGAAGCCCCUGCCUGUCCCACAGCUGCUGACGGAGACGGAGGAUGAGAAGCGGCGCUUUGAGGAAGGGAAGGGCAGGUACCUCCAGACGAAAGCCAAGCGGCAGGCGCAGAUGCAGCAGGCUGCCCAGCACUGAUCCCGCCCCGCUCCCCCCGCCUUCGCCCGCCAGACCUCCCAGUUCCCCCGUUAAAUGUCGUCACCGGGCCCCGCGCCUUCGCCCACCCCAGCCUGUCGCCGCCGGCGCGGCCGCUUCGCUGCUCAUGGGUUUAGUGCCGUAAACCUUGUGCUUUAGGUGGCUUAAGCGCCCCAAAAAGGCUCCGGGAGCCUUCCCGGUCGCUCGCCGUUCACCCCCUGGAGCCCCUCGUUUCACCGGUCAGUCCCGUAAACGGAGCUCCCGCCCGUGCUGCAGCGGGGCAGAGGCACGUGGCGGCACGAGGGCCGGGCGAGGCCGCCAAGUCGUUGUGAUGCUGUGUUCAAAGUGGCCGGUGAAGUCCUAAAACCGCAGACCAAAGCUUUAGGUACGAUGCUGGCGAGGGGGAGCGCGCCCCCGUAUCGUACCCAAUGUCUGGGACCGUUCCGUCGACAUCUCUAGGUAGUUUCUCUGUGCACAUCUUAAGUUAUUUCGGGAUUCCUGUGGCAUAAAUAAAGUCUGUUGUCGUUGACCAAAAUAAAA